AUGGCCAAAAUGUCACCGUUGUUGACGCUCAUCGUCAUGCUCCUAUCUUCCAUCAUGAUGAUCCACAACCUUCCAGUGGCAAGCUCCACACAAUGGUGCGUAGCAGCUCCGACGUCGACGGAGAAGCAGCUAGAAGAUAAUCUCAAUUUUGCGUGCAGUAAUGGAGUUGAUUGUAGACCAAUCUUGGCACAUGGAGCCUGUUUUAAUCCCAACACUCCGUUAAGCCAUGCUUCAUAUGUGAUGAACGCUUAUUACCAAACCCAUGACCGUACCGACCAAGCAUGCAAAUUCUUUUUCCCAAACAGCGGCACUUUCACUACCACAAACCCUAGUUAUGGUGCUUGUGUCUAUGCAUCUUCUUAG
This is a messenger RNA of Thlaspi arvense, 363 nucleotides long. The record is from the annotation of a GenBank genome assembly. NCBI's taxonomy places the organism in Eukaryota, Viridiplantae, Streptophyta, Magnoliopsida, Brassicales, Brassicaceae.